Aegilops tauschii subsp. strangulata is the source of this 856-nucleotide messenger RNA. RefSeq lists its product as uncharacterized. NCBI's taxonomy places the organism in Eukaryota, Viridiplantae, Streptophyta, Magnoliopsida, Poales, Poaceae. The record is from RefSeq and is a predicted model, not a curated record.
GCCGAGCAGCAUUUCCCAGGCGACAGAGAAAGGGACGCCACAUGGUUUCAGAAACGAGCCGAGCAACGGCCUCCUGAUACGCGCGGCCGCGGCAGAAUCGGAAACCAGUAGUGGCAACUGUCGCGCCCAGAGCGUCAAAAGAAACGGCCUACCUCUUGACCGCUCUUUUGUCCGCCAUGGGCAUGGACAUUGGCUGCCUCCUCUCUGCUCGCCGCGCGCGCCUGUUAUAAGCAGCAGAGGUCGAGCGAGCAGCGAGCAGCUGGGCCGAGCGCUGAUGGAGGAGGCCGUGGCGUGGGCGGCGAGGAGGUCGAUGCAGGAGGCCGCGGCGUCGUACGCGCGUGCGCGUCAGGCCCCGGCCGCGCGGUCCACGGCGAGGUCGGUCGAGACGAUCGUGGUGAUCGUGGCGGCGAUCGUGCUCGCCGCGGCGCUCGCGGGCGUCCUCGCGCGGGCGUGCGGCGGGAGGCACGUGGCGCCGGACCGCGACGUCGAGGGGUGGGCGGAGCGCCGGUGCCGGAGCUGCCUCGACAGCGGCCUGCCGCCGCCGGCAACAUCACCAUCCAAGGCCAGUGAGGCCAAGUAGUUCUUCUGCGCGCCCUUGUCUACUCCCUUCCCUCGUAGCAAUGUAGCCUAGCAGUAGCAGCAAUGUAGCAUAAUUUCCAGCAUAGUGAUACCACAUUAGAAUGAUCAGGCACUAGUACUGCCGUCAUGUAGAAUUAUUUAGAAUGUAACCAAGCAGCUGGAUGCCAAGCCGUUCUUUGUUCCACAAGGGUAUCAGAUUAGGGCCUCAUGAGCUGAUUCCUUGCUGUAAUAUUCUGUGCUCAUAGUUCCAAUAUGCAUAUUUUAGCACUGGCAGUUA